Closterium sp. Yama58-4 is the source of this 2091-nucleotide messenger RNA. The record is from the annotation of a GenBank genome assembly. NCBI's taxonomy places the organism in Eukaryota, Viridiplantae, Streptophyta, Zygnematophyceae, Desmidiales, Closteriaceae.
AUGAGGAUGUACGCGAUCAUUGAACGCUCGCUAGCAAGAUCCUGCAUCUACAGCAUUAUUCUACCCUGUUAUGUCGAAAUGAUCAACUCGUGGUUUCAGGGUGGUCCUAGUUUUAGAGAUGAGCCCGUGUCGCUCAUGGAUAGCUGGCGGGCGUAUGAGGCCCAGGGUGGUGGAUUAGACAUGGAGAGUGGCGAAGGUGCGUCGUCGUCGGGAGCAGGUGGCGGGGGAUCUUCAGGGGGUGCAGCAGCUAGCGGGAUUCCCGGACUUAGCUUCGACGCUUUCACCCCGUAUUUUCAAAACGCAUCGGACUCCGUCAACGCAACAUGGUCUAGUGUGUCGAAGAACGUGCAGGAGUUGCCGGGAAGCAUCCAGAAGCAGGCGAACGUGCUGCCGUCGCGGAAAGCUCUGAUGUACUUCGUGGUGGUGCUGGCCACGGGCGUGUUCUUCCUCUUCCUCGCCUUCUCCAUGUUCCUCCCAGUCAUUGUGCUCGCUCCCCAAAAGUUCGCUGUCUGCUUCACAAUAGGCUGCCUGCUCGUGGUGGGCUCCUUCUUUGUGCUCAAAGGACCCAUGGUGCAGCUCCAGAGUAUGACCUCCGCUGAGAGGCUCCCAUUUUCGUUGUUCCUUGUUGGGAGCAUGGUCAGCACAAUCUAUUGCUCAAUGGUUCUUCACUCUUAUCUGCUUUCAGUUAUAUCGUCUGGAGCACAGGUUCUUGCACUUGUUUAUUACGUCGUGUCUUUCUUCCCUGGUGGCACCACUGGCUUGCGCUUUCUCACAUCCAUGUUCACCAUCGCCGUGCAAGAUCUGCGACGUGCGUUCGCGAGAUACAACGAUGCAUGGUUUCCCAUCGCUCGUGCAUUUGUUCCUUCGCAGUAUAUUCCUGCAGGUGCCGUGCACAAAGUCAUCAUGGCAGCUAUGGGGUGUCAAGCAAUGAUGAAGUCAUUCCUCGUCAGCACCUCUCUCAAGAAUGGCGGCGAUUCGUUUCACUCACAAACCACCAGCCGACCAGCAUCACAUAAGCGUCGCAGCUCACCGCGUCUGGCGGUGAGAGCGGCGGCGAAGACGGCGGAUGAUCCGGCGGCGAAGGCGCUUCAGGCGAAGUCGUUAGGCGAGCUGCGGGCGAUGGCGAGGGAGAAAGGGUUGCGCGGGGAUACCAAGGCAGAGCUGGUCAAGCUGCUGCUGGAGACCCAGCCGUCCUCGGCAUCCCCCGUGCAGCCGUCCGCAGUGAUCCCUCCCCCUGAAUCAACGCUCAGACCCAUCGCUCCAGCUCCCACCGCCGCCACCACCACUGCCAGCGGGGCUUCCGGCGGCAAGGGCGGCAAGGCGGAGGCGGCGAAGGCGCUAGAGGCGAUGAGCACGGCGCAGCUGCGCGCCAUGGCCCGGGAGAAGGGACUCCGGGGCGACACGCGCGCUGAGCUGAUUAAUCUCCUCGUAGCCGCCCUCCCCGAGUCCGCCAAGCCCACCUCAAACGCCUCGGUCAUGCCGCGGCCCCUUCCCCCGUCCGCCUCGCCUGCUGCUGCGGCGGCCGCCGCCGCUGCAGCCUCUGGCGACGGCAAUGGCGCGAGCAGCAGCAGCAGGGAGUCGGAAGUGGCGGAGGCGGAGGUGGUUCUGCCACCAUUCGCCUCGGAUAUUCCCCCUGGCGGCAUUGCCAUCAGCCAAGUGCAGAAACAGCCAGGAGGCAAGGCGGGCAGUGGGGCGACGUCAAAAGAGGUGAAGGAGGCAGCAGCGGAGCUGAAGCAGGGGCAGUUCGUGCGCUCCGUGCUCAUAGGCGGCUUUGGCCUCGCCCUCGUGCCUCUCGUGCUGCCCCUCGCCCCCACCAACAGACUCGUCCCAGGCUCGCCCGCUGAACAGCUGGCAGCGCAGCUAGGGGAGGAGGCGACAGUGCUGCUCAACUCACUGCUGGACACGCAGGCUGUCACGGUGAACCAGCUGCAGGCGCUCAUGCCUCUCAUCUCACCAGACCUGGACCCCACCACACGGGCUGCCAGAGCUGCUUGGUUCUGCCAGCAGGUGCCUCCGGCGGCUCGCUCAGAGCAGGCGGAGAAAUUCUGCAAAACUGUCACUCAGAUUGGCAUUCGAGCAUCUGCUCAGUGA